AUGCUGACCAAAAUAUCUCCCGCGACUUCUGCAGCACUCCAGUCAUCCCCCUCCCUCUCUUCCCCAGCCAAUGUAAUCCGCACGCUCCAAACCUCCUCCGCCUCGUCAGCACCCUCAGCCACGUCCCCCGCAGCGAGCCCAGCCGCCACCCCAGCAGCAGCAUCCAGCACCCCUAUCUCAUCCCCUUCCGCCACGUCAGCACCCGCCACGUCAGCAUCCGAGCACGCGCUAGUGGCAGGGGGGGCGGCAGCGGAGAGGGCGGUGGGGGGGUGGCUGAUGGGGUGCGCGGCAUGGGUGUGGGCGCUGGUGGUGUUGGGGGGUGUGACUCGCCUCACGCGCUCAGGGCUCUCCAUGACUGACUGGAAGUUCAGUGGUGAGCAGGCGCCCCGGAGCGAGGAGGAAUGGAGAGUGGAAUUUGACAAGUAUCGCCAGUCGCCCGAGUUCAAACGGGUCAACAGCAGCAUGACUAUCGAUGAAUUUAAGUUCAUUUACUGGAUGGAGUACAGUCACCGCAUGUGGGGCCGGGCGCUCGGGCUGCUAUUCCUCCUCCCCGCCGCUUACUUUGCCGCACGUGGCCGCAUCAAGUCGAAGCUCGCCGCCCGCUGCGCCGUGCUGUUUGGCCUGGGCGGGGCGCAGGGGCUGAUCGGCUGGUGGAUGGUGAAAUCAGGGCUCGAGGAACCCGCCAAUCCGCACGCCGUGCCACGAGUCAGCCCUUACCGCCUGGCCGCUCACCUGACAUCCGCAUUUGUCAUCUUCUCAGGCAUAUUCUGGACGGCGUUGAACGUCCUCUUCCCCACGCCGCCUGCAUCAACGCCCGCUCAGCUGCUAGCAGCAGCAAAGCUGCGCCCGCUGGUGCACCCAGUGGCGAUGCUUCUCGGAGUCACUGCCUUCUCCGGUGCCUUUGUUGCUGGCAACGAUGCUGGCCGUGCGUUCAACACGUUUCCCCACAUGGGCGACCACUGGGUGCCCCCGGAGAUUCUGGAGAUGACUCCGCUGCACCGCAACUUGUUUGAAAACACUGCCACCGUGCAGUUCCAGCACAGGGUACUCGCUAUAAGCACACUCGCUGCAGUGACAGGCAUGUGGUACUCGGCACGCAAGCUGCCUCUCCACCCACGCUCCGCGCUCCUGCUCAACACUGCUCUCGGCAUCACGGCGCUGCAGGUCACGCUGGGCAUAUCAGCGCUGCUCACAUACGUGCCAGUCUCCCUGGGCUCAGCGCAUCAAGCAGGCGCGCUCACUCUCUUUGCCGCCAUGCUUGCCCUCAUGCACUCGCUGCGACGCCCUAAUGCUGCCGCCUCCGCUACAGCUAGCAUCGAAGAAUCCAAUGCUGACGUGGCCAUUUUCAUGCGCAAGAUGAUUCGGGACGAGCUGAGGGCGGGGCGACAGGAGGGGGAGAUACUGGAGUCACUCAAAAGCGAGUAUGGGGACUCGGUGGUCUACUCCCCGCCCUUCCACGGCGCCUCUGCUGCUCUCUGGCUCACUCCGUCAUUCCGCCGCUGUCCCUCGUCCCUCUCCUCCGCUCCACCCGGCCCCUCUUGUUGCUGCCUCCACCAGGUGUUUGUGCUCACAGCAGCAGCCGCAUCCGCUGUGCGGCAACAGUCAUGUGAUGCCAUUGCCUGCACUGUCAUCUGUGCUACACCCAUUGCCGCCUUCUUAGCACCAACUGGCGUCUAA
This is a messenger RNA of Closterium sp. NIES-65, 1677 nucleotides long. The record is from the annotation of a GenBank genome assembly. Lineage: Eukaryota; Viridiplantae; Streptophyta; Zygnematophyceae; Desmidiales; Closteriaceae.